Messenger RNA from Saccostrea echinata, 2015 nucleotides. RefSeq lists its product as uncharacterized. The record is from RefSeq and is a predicted model, not a curated record. Bases 8 to 1765 code for a protein of 585 amino acids. Gene Ontology annotation, cellular component: mitochondrion. The transcript is spliced from 5 exons. Lineage: Eukaryota; Metazoa; Mollusca; Bivalvia; Ostreida; Ostreidae.
ACGAAACAUGUCGGCACGCGGAGGGCAGUGGAUUGCGGCAGGUGCUAUUGUAGUUUUGGGGAUCGGCAUUCUGUUUUAUCUGAGUCGCAAGCAGAGAAAAAAGCCAGAAAACGUACCAGAAACAAGUAAGAAAAGUCAAAAUGAUAUUCAAAAGGCAGAUGAUUCUAAAUCAAAAUGCGAUACAUCUACAACCAAGGGACAGAAAACAGAAGAAGAAAAAUCUUCCCCUCCAAUCAGAGCAAAAGCUGUAGAUGAACACGAAACAAGAAUACCUUCACCAAAAAUUGAGGAUUCAAAAUCUGGGACAGAAGCAAAUAAAAAGUCAGGUGAUGAAAAGAAAACAAAAAUACCAGUUCCUAAAUCUCUAGGGAAAAUAGAAGAUGAAUUUAAGCCAGUCAUAGAAAAACCACUCCAAGCAGACAAUAUGUCUAAUGUCAGUUCUGCUUCUGUGUCAAGUCCUGGAAAUCAUUCUAAAACUAGGAAGAAUGAACAACAGCAUGAAGCCUCUUCUCCACUUUGUGAAAGACUAGAAAAAACAGCUCCACCAGAGGCUGAAAAAACAGUAUCUCUAAAUGCAAGUCCAGGAAAAUCAACAGUAUCUACAAACUCAUUUCAAAAGUCAACACAAAUGUCUCCCAGUGAACAGUCUCAGGUUCAAACCAAGAUAGAAGAUGUUGGACCAGUUCUCUCUCCAAAUGCGAACUCUUCUCCCUCACCACCAGGUGGGGUCACAAAAUCAGAAACUUUGCCCUCCGGACCAAUUCUGUCUCCUACUCAAAGAGUACCAGCACAGUCCCUUAAAUAUGACAAAGUCCACAUACCAAAAACAAAGAAUUUUUCCGCAGAAGAAAUAACAGAUGCCUUGCUGCUUGCCCAGAACUCGCCUGGUAUGCUGUCAGCCGAGAAUGCUGACAUAUUGGUCUCAGUGCUUACGCACCCAGAUCCUUCAUUGCAGCUGUCUGCAUUGAUGGGUAUUAACAAAUGCUCAACUUUUACAAGAAAUCAGAAUCUCUUAAGAGAACAUGGUUGUUUAUCCCAGCUGAGUCAGUUGUUGCGACAACAAGUACAGAAUCUCGAGAACAUGUCCCAGAAUGCAUCAGCCGGUGAGGAGGAUCCAGAAAAAUCCAAGAAGAAACCUAACAAUAUGUCAGAGAGGUUCAUGAAUCUGCUGGCUACUGCCAUCAACAAUCUCUCCUCCAAUGAAGAAAAUCAUAAACAGUUUGAGGACUGCGUACCGAUGCUGGUUGACAUAGCACUGGAGGAGGAGACAGGGGAAUCAGUGCGCCUGUCCUCGCUUCAAGCCCUCACUAACCUCUCAGUGAUGGACCACCACCACAACCACUACACCCGAAUCAUUCAGAAACUCUACGACUUCUUGGAUGAUAAUAGUGCAGGAAUCCGUCUACAGGCAGCCAAGAUCCUCGUCAACCUGUCCUGUAACUCUGAACUCGUACCACACAUGCUGGCUGCUAAGGCACCAUCAUGUGUACUUGACCUGUUGAGAACCACGGCAGAUGAGGCUCUGGUUCUCCGGUGGACCACGUUUUUGGCCAACAUCCUUCACACAGUGAAGGAGUUCCACCUGUCUGCCUCCUCCCUACCCCCCGACGACAAGGCCCCCAGCCCCGAGACCAUGUACUCGGCUCUGUAUGGCAUGAACAACAUUGGACACAUUAAGUCUAAGGUCUUCCUUUUGUGUCAGCAUAAAAACGAAGACAUCAAACACCAGGCCUCAAGAAUUUACCAGACUCUGAAUGCCAAGUAAACUGUGUUUUAAAGUUUGUGUGAUUUGUGUGAAAAAGAUGAGAGUUUCUCUGUUAUUUUUAGUUUACUGUACAGUGUGUAUAAAGACUUAUAGAAUGACAUACAUACACUCAAAGUGUUUUAUAAAAUAUGUAAUACUAUAUUUUUUGUUAAGAUACUUUCAAUGGAUUGUUGUGUCUUUCACUACAUGCAAUUUUGCAUGUGGAAUUUUUACUGGGGUUGUAAAUUUCCAAUUAAAAUUUAUCCCUACA